Darwinula stevensoni is the source of this 1068-nucleotide messenger RNA. The record is from the annotation of a GenBank genome assembly. NCBI's taxonomy places the organism in Eukaryota, Metazoa, Arthropoda, Ostracoda, Podocopida, Darwinulidae.
AUGCGAACGGAGCACGCGGCGGAAGUGGCAGUCUCGUCUUCACGGAACAUGAUAGCAACUGACGAGGCUCUGCACUGGAUGCCGGUCAACACCAGCACUGAAGACGAUGAAGAGAAGCCACGAGGUCUCUACCAACUUCCUCCGACACAUAGUUCUCCUUUCACGCCCUCCAGCUUCUCGACCCCUGUGAGGGUUCUUCCUCUCUCGGACCUUCAUCCCCCAGAACGGAACCUAACAAAACGGAAUCCCGUAGGAAACGUAAAGAUGAGUCGUGGUCGGAGGAUGGUUGCAAGGGAUGCCAACCAUGGUGCAUUUGCCAAGGGGAGGCUGGUUCUGCAGGAGCGCCGGGGUCCGCAGGGUUCCCGGGGAGUCAAGGAAUUCCAGGGGACAUGGGGCCGGAGGGACCACCUGGUACCUCUGGACGUCGAGGAAUCGAAGGACCCGUCGGAGCCGAGGGUCUGGCUGGGUGCAACGGAACCGAUGGGAGACAGGGUGAACCUGGACGACAUGGGUUCCCAGGUCCAAGAGGACCACCUGGAAACCUGGGACCCCCGGGACCCCGAGGUGAAUCUGGGGAAGGGGGCAUCAAUACUCCCGGUACCAAAGGAGACUUUGGAGAUGACGGCAGGCCUGGCCUCCCGGGAUCACCAGGUCGUCCAGGGAGAAAAGGGGAGGCAGGCUACAAAGGGGACGACAAGCAGGGGAAUCUGGGUCCACGUGGAGAUCCAGGUGACACUCUCGGACACCACCAUGCGAGGGAUGCUCCAAAAAGAACGUGCGAUUGAGAUUACAGGGGAGCCGGGUCCACCGGGACCACCGGGACCGCAGUUGUUCUUGCAAGAGGAGACUGCUUACACGCUCAAAAUAAAGGGACCUACAGGUGACACGGGAGAUGAGGGAUCAAGGGGUGCCCUGGGGCCACCAGGACCACCUGGAGAUCAAGGCAGACCGGAGAACCUGGAUAUGAUGGGACCCCAGGAGUACAAGGACCCGCGGGACCACCCGGAUCUUACGACCUCAGUCUUGGCGAAUCCUCCCCCGGUGCUCCGGGGAUACAAGGACCAAUAG